Molecule: messenger RNA, 1560 nt
Organism: Ostreobium quekettii
Lineage: Eukaryota; Viridiplantae; Chlorophyta; Ulvophyceae; Bryopsidales; Ostreobiaceae
Source: the annotation of a GenBank genome assembly
AUGUCAAUUUUCGCUCGUGGCAAUUGGAGGUGUUUGUGGUGGCGUGGCGCUCAGGCGCAGUGGUUGGACCGCUGCUUUCAGGUUGACGUGCGAGGGGCCGACGGAAUAGCGGCGCCGGUGAACGGCCUGACGGCGCCCACCCAGGUGGAGACGGCGUCUGGGUUUGGAAGGGCGAUCCACGUCAAGCACGCGGGCGGGAGGAUGCAGCUGGCGCGGGUCUGCGCCUGCCUUGCUUACCUGGCAUGUGUGGUGCAAUGGAUCACUGUAGCUGGUGCUGCACCUGCCAUGGUGGCAGAUAAAGGGUUGGCAUUCUCCAUUGCCGAUGUGCCAAUUGUGCUGGCUGUUGCACAAGCCAUGGCAGUGGCAGGAAAGGCAGUUGCAUCACAUGUGGUGGACACGCUCUCACCCAAGCCUGCCCUCAUCUUCAUUCUUGUGACCACCUCCCUGUCCAACGCCCUCUUCGUAUGCGGCACUUCAGUUCCUUGGUUUUGCUUCUGCUUUGGGCUCACUCGAUUUGUGAAUGCCUCUGCAUGGGUCACUGCAAAGCAGUUGAUGCGCCGCCUCACACCUGCUGAGAUGCAGGGAGCUUCUAUGGGCAGUUUGGCUUUUGCCUCGCGGCUUGGAAGCACAGCUGGCAUGUUUGGUUUCAGCUGGCUCUUGCUGCAUGGCUUCCAAUGGCAUACACUCUUUCAAUCUGCUGCGCUGCUUGGAUCCAUUGCUGCCGCCUUUCUUGUCUACUUCGUCCCGGAUGAGCCCCUUAGCCACGAGAUGCAAAGACAUAGAAGCAGGCCCAGGGGCAACGAUGUGUCUUUUUUGGGCAUUUGUAGUCGACGGAUCAAGACAGCACUGAAGACAGGGCAACACAACGGAAUUGUCAGUGUCACUCAGAGCAGGGAAGGUGGUGCCUCGGAUGGCGCCCUGAAACAAGGAUGGGGCGCCUUUUGGACAAUGCUACGAAGGCCAUCGGUCAGGUUGAUGCUGCUGACGCGCUGCUUCCUCCAGUUAGUGAUCGAGUUCCAGGUGUUCAUCGCCCUGUUCGGCCAAAGCACGGGCCUCAGCCCUGGACUGGCCACCCGCUUGGCCACCUGGUUCUCGGCGGGCGCCGGCGCCUCCGUCCUCACCGCCGGCUUCCUGUACUGUGCCCUCACCCCCCGCCAGCGCACCUCCUUUAUAACUGCCCUCUGUGGCAUGGCGGUCCUAUGCCUGGCCUGCCUGGCAGCUGGGGCCCGCGGGCCGGCCCUCACGGCACUUUUGCUGCUGUUCCUUGGGGCCAGCAUUGGGCCGGCGUUCUAUGUCCCGAUCCCAGAGUUCAAUGUGCGCCACCCGCCCAGAAGUGCCUCAGCCCUGGAGGGCUGCAGCGAGACCAUCACCUUCUCUUUCGCGAUCCUGUUCGACUUGUACGUGGGUGGGGUGGCGGGCGGGGGAGAGCCAGAGGCCUGGACGCCGCUGCUGUGGGGGCUGACGGGCAUCAUGACGGCGGGGAUGGCAUCGAUGCAUUGCUUCAUGCGUGGGCAGGAGGCGCAGGGCGGGGAGGCGAAGCUGGGCGAGGCGCUUCCUUGA